ACUUGAUUUCGGCUCAUGUCCUUAUAAGACCGAACCUUGAAAAACCCGUUGUCCUCAUCACUGAUUGGCAGCCCGAGGCGAUCUCAGAGAUCUUGGCCCAGAUGGGACCUGACGGCCUCGAACACGUGGUGGAAUAUGCGUCCAAAUCGGUGUCCGCCUGUAAGCGCAACUACUCUGCCCCGACAGGGGAAUGCGACACGGUCUUGUGGGGAAUCAGUCACUUCUGGACGUACUUAUAUGGCCGGAAGUUCACGUUGGUGACCGAUCACGAAUUGUUGUUGGCAUUGAAGAAGUCCAAGGAUUACUCCGUGAAAUGUUGUUGGUCGCGAUAUUACAGUAAUCGGGAGUUGGAACACUGUAACGAGAUAUCGUUGGUGCUAGCAAAGUUGUGGCCAGAGGAGGUGGCAACCGACGGAAUGUUGGUGGGACAUCUGUGUGGCGAAAUCGCUAAGGGCGGUCGAGCAACCGUCGCCUACAAACUUCUCACGUUCUUGUCUCAACUCGUCGACGAUUUGCCGACGGACAUCAUCUCUUUUAAUCCGAGUGAUCCAGGCCAGGCUGAACCCGUUACUUUGGAGAGGAAGUUGACGCCAACUGUAAUCUGGGCGAACUGCACGGAGGACUUUGGUCAGUACUUGAGCGAUCACGACCCCACGGCUUGGUGUUUUCUGGACCUUAACGAGCUCGCGCUGGAUAACUCUGACUUUGACAAAUUCUGGAAGGCUCAUCAGGAGAACGGGGAAGUACCGCUGGACGAUGACCCAGGUCGCAUAGCCAUCGCGGGGCUGUCAGAGGAAGAAGAGUCGGAAGCCCGAUCGACUUCGAAAGAGGAAGAAGAGGUGUCCGCACCUGAGCCCCGGGAGGCUCCUCCAACUCGAGCGUUACCUGCCAUUCGGGGAGGAUCCGCUUUGAAUUUCGAAGUUCCCUCGGACGCCGCCAGUCGCCACGAUGGCGCAGCAACCUCCCGCCGGCGCCGCUGUUCCCGCUCACCAUCUCCCUCGUCCGCUCCCUCUGCGCUUCGUUCUCGUCCUGCUCCCAGCCCGGACGUUCCGUCCUCGUCCCGUCUUCCACUGCCCCCUUGAUUACCUCUCUUUCUCCCCUCUCCCCCACAUUGAAUUCCCCCUAAAUUAC
This is a messenger RNA of Chara braunii, 1131 nucleotides long. The record is from the annotation of a GenBank genome assembly. Lineage: Eukaryota; Viridiplantae; Streptophyta; Charophyceae; Charales; Characeae.